AUGGAUUCACAUCAACUAGAACUACCAGACGGAUUGAAUAACAUGACGAUGGAUGCAGACACUUUAAUUAGCCUUUUUGUGCUCGUUGUUUGCAGAAGUGAACAAAAGCACCUUAAAAGUCAUCUUUACUAUUUGCAAAAUUUUUCGAAUAACUCUUCUUCUACAAAAUUCGGCAUUCUAGGGUAUGCUGUAUCCACACUGGAAGCAGUGGUUUGUUAUUUCGAAGACUUCAACAAAAAUACAGGCAACGUGGCGAAAGCUAACACAUUAUGUGAAAAAACUAAGAAUUUAUUAGAUAAGUUGUCAUGUGAAAACCCCACAAAUGAAGUAGAAGAUCUGGCAACAUACAAGGAUAUUUUGACCUACAGAAAUGAGCAAGGACAAUCCAUUCUAUCCAUAUGUAUAACAAAUCAUAAAAACUACAUCUUAUUAGAUAUUCUUUCUGAAUAUGAAAACGACUUUCCAGUAGAAGACCUUUUAGAGGACGAAACGAUUGAUGGUUCUACGCUGCUUAUAGAAUCGAUAAAAGCAGGAAAUUUAGAAGCCGCGAAAGUUCUCAUAAAGAUCAUGCUGUUCAAUUGUACUGAAGAGGAGCUGGUUUCUUAUAUCAAUAAAACAGAUAAAUAUGCACGUACCGUGGCUCAUUAUCUAACCCAUGAAAUGGAUAUACUUAAAAGCAUCGGAAAUUAUAUUGAUUGGAAACGAAAAAAUUCCAGUGGACAAACGCCUUUAUUUUCCAUCUUUAGAAGUUAUGAUCAACCAAAUUAUGAAGAAAUGGUGAAGACCGCAUUUGAUAUCGCAAAUACUUGGUAUAGAAAGCACAACAGUUUGUUUGACUAUCUAGACCACACCGAUAAUAAGGGCAAUAGCUUGUUGCAUGUUUUGAAAACAAACAUUCCAAUCCUUUUACAACUGACUAAGCUAGAUAUUAAUGAGGAAAAUUAUAAGGGAUUGACGCCAUUAAUGGUAUAUGUGAAGUACAAAAGACUAAGUAAUAUUGACGCCAUCACGAAAGACCGUCGACUUAUAUUAGAGAAGGUUCAAAACUCGACCUUCUUCACUUGUUUUGAUUAUGCAAAAGAUCACUCGGUACUAAGCAAGAUAGGAGAAAGGGGUGUCAAAGAUUCACUUUUUGGAUUAAUAUAUUUUCAUUCUUUGCGAUAUCAUAAUUUAAAUGCGACAACAAAUAUAACAUCCGUUUCAAAUGCAGAGAAACCUUUCGCCACUACUGUUAUUAACAUGAAAACAAUUCAAGGCUUACUACGCUCAAUUCUGAAAGACAAUCCGUUCACCUUUUUGCCAUUAAAUACCUAUAUCGAUGAAAUAUCGCACUUAAACCGUUCUGAUUUAACAAUAAUCGGGAAAACAGAUGUCACAUCGUUACUUCACCAAUUAACUAACUGCUUCAACGUUCUUUUAUUCCUGAAAAAAAUUCCAGAAAAUUUGUUCACUGAUGAGGCUUCUAUCUUAUAUUGGAUGCGCAUAAACACUUCUAAAAGAAACCAGAAACCCUCAGGAAAAGAAAAUCCAAAAACAAUGGAACCCGAGGAGAUUAAUAUGAUACAAAGCUUUUUACGUUUUAAUUUUGAUGAGAUUUCAUCAUUUAAGGCAAGCUUGAAUAUUUUGAGGAAAGUCUUAAUAUUUAUUAAUUUGAAAUCCGAUGAUUUCGAGGAUGCUUAUAAGGGUCUUAACGAAAUGGGUAGAAAAUUAAUUAAUAGUGAAGCAUCCAGCGCAUUUAAGGGGAUUAUAACAAAUCAUAAUAUGUUCAGUGAAUUAUCGCUAGCAGCACUACUAGAAAACGUGCGUUUCUUGGAACAAUGUACUAUCCAACUAUCUAGUUUCGUUCAGAUAAUUUUAUUUGAAAAAAUUCCGAACUGGUGGAAACAUUAUGGUGAGUUUUUAGCUUUACAUAAAAGCUAUCGGAAGGCUUUUCCUAACAUGGUUAAGCCAAAAAGUGCAUCAGAUACCUCUAGUCGUGCUCCACUUGGUGGUUUUAUUGAAACGAAGCGUGAACAAUCGGAGCAAAGACUAGCGGUUCAGAUAAAGGCCUCUUCAAAAAUGCUCAAAGAACUUGGAAGCGAAAUUUUUGUAGCUCACGAAAGGUUGGCCGAGGAACUAAGCAAUUAUAUGGAGUUCAGGAAGGCGUGCUUAGAUCAGCGUAGUCUUGUGGCAUUUGCCACAACCAACAUUAGCGUUCUUCAAGAAUGUGUUUAA
Saccharomyces cerevisiae S288C is the source of this 2214-nucleotide messenger RNA. RefSeq names its product Vrl1p (gene VRL1). Lineage: Eukaryota; Fungi; Ascomycota; Saccharomycetes; Saccharomycetales; Saccharomycetaceae. The record is from RefSeq and is marked reviewed. Bases 1 to 2214 code for a protein of 737 amino acids. The transcript has a single exon.